Hyaloperonospora brassicae is the source of this 840-nucleotide messenger RNA. NCBI's taxonomy places the organism in Eukaryota, Oomycota, Peronosporomycetes, Peronosporales, Peronosporaceae. The record is from the annotation of a GenBank genome assembly.
AUGGGUCGCUUCCAACGCACGUACGCUUUCGCCGCAGCACUCGCCUUUGCUGCCAAGAAUGCUGCUGGCGCUUUCACGAUUGGCAGUCCCUCUGGGCUAGGCGCUGGUACCACGGGAGGAGCUGGCGGAGAAGCCGUGUACCCUACUUCAAGCCCGAGCUGCAUGGCGGAGAACAACGGCUGCAAGGGCCAAGAUGUGAUCCUCCAGGACGGUGGCAUGAACAACACGGGCGGCUGCACGAACGGCACGGAAGUGAUGGUCACGUACGACACCGCUGGAAUCCAGCGCGUGCUUGUGGGGGACAACAAGACCAUCCGUGGCAUUGGCAAGAACGGAGUGCUGAUCGGCAAGGGACUGUCGCUGCGCAACAACGUCAUCGUCCAGAAUAUCCAUAUCACGGAACUCAACCCACACUUGGGCAAGACGGUGGGCACCAACGUCUGGAUUGACCACGUGAAGGUGUCGCGCAUCAGCCGCCAAAUGGUCGUGACGAACAGCGCUGGUGUAUCUGGAAUGACCGUCAGCAACUCGGAAUUCGACGGCAACACGGACUUUUCCAUGUCGUGCAACGGACACCACACGUGGACCUUCCUGUUCUACGAAAAAAAACACAGCCGUCACCAUGGUCAACAAUCACAUGAUGAAGGCGUACCCGAACAUCGUCGACUACAUGACAAAACGGUGCGUUCUACCGGCCUGGAGGAGGCGCAUGGGAAGAAGGGCACUUCCAAAACCGACGACACCUACUGCGGGAUGACCCUGACGCCUGUCCAUGGGCGCGACUUGGCCAAAAUGUGGGCCCAGACGACCGGAAACUUCGGUGUUGGCAAGUUGGACUGA